AUGGCCAUGCGACAGGUCGGGCCAAGUGAGUACCAAGCUAAGAAGGAUGAAGUACAAAGACACACUACGCAGGAACUCAGAAGAAUGUCAUCUCGCACGGACAAAUACAGGGUCCCCUCUGCUGCUAGUGUUCGUGCUUUCAAUGCGUUUACUAUCCGUCAUACUACAGAUACAGGGUCCCCUCUGCUGCUGGGUGAUGGUGCUUUCAAUACGUUUACUAUCCAUCAUACUACAGAUCCAGGGUCCCCUCUGCUGCUGGGUGUUGGUGCUUUCAAUCCGUUUACUAUCCGUCAUACUACAGAUACAGGGUCCCCUCUGCUGCUGGGUGAUGGUUCUUUCAAUGCGUUUACUAUCCGUUAUACUACAGAUACAGGGCCCCCUCUGCUGCUAGGUGUUGGUGCUUUCAAUGCGUUUACUAUCCGUCAACAACCGUUGACUAAGUGUCUACCGCGCAGAACGCUUCGACAACUGCGUACGAACGUUGUGACAAACACCACAGACAUCGAUGCAGCAAGCGACGACGAGACAAUGGUAGGAAGGACAUUAAACCCCGCAGUCGCAUACUACAAAACUUUGAACGGACACGCGAGUCCUUAA
This is a messenger RNA of Sphaeroforma arctica JP610, 597 nucleotides long. RefSeq lists its product as hypothetical. Lineage: Eukaryota; Ichthyosporea; Ichthyophonida. The record is from RefSeq and is a predicted model, not a curated record. Bases 1 to 597 code for a protein of 198 amino acids. The transcript has 2 exons.